Molecule: messenger RNA, 2567 nt
Organism: Python bivittatus (Burmese python)
Lineage: Eukaryota; Metazoa; Chordata; Lepidosauria; Squamata; Pythonidae
Gene: GADD45GIP1
Product: GADD45G interacting protein 1
Cellular component (GO): mitochondrion; nucleus
Source: RefSeq, a predicted model, not a curated record
CUUUAUAGGUCUGGUCAGCUGCUAAGUGCAUUCCAAGAUGGCGGCUCGCGGAAACCGGCUACUGCUCGGCGGCGUCCGGUUAUAUAACGCCAGGCCGCUGAAGAUACAGCUGAAGGGAGUUUAUCGGCCGGAUCCUGCCAAUCCCCGUACUCCGGCAUGGCAGCUGCCGGCCGCCUACGAAGCCAAGCGGUUCGGGCGCCACGGGGAAGCCUCCGGGGUCGAUCCGGCACAGUUGUGGCCGACGCCGGAGAAGCUGCAGGAGAUGGAAGCUGAGGAGAGAGCCUGGCUCCCCUCCCUGAGGGACAUGCAGGAGUCGCUCGAGGCCAAGGAGCGCGAGGCCGAAGCCAAGCGGCGGCAGAGAGAGGAGAUCAUUGCUGCCAAAAUGGCCAAAAUGCCACAAAUGAUAGAAGACUGGCAGAGGGAAAAACAGCAGUGCAAGCUCAAAGAACAACAAGAAAAAGAACGGCGGCGGUUGUUGUUGGCUGAGGCCCGGGAGCAAUUUGGCUAUCACCUGGAUCAUCACAGUCCUGAAUUCCAAGAGAUGGUAGUAGAGAGGGAGAAGAUUAAACGGAUGGAGCAGAAGGAGGAGAAAAAACGUAUGAGGGGGGUUCUGGCCAGAAAAGCAAUGGAAAGCAAGACUCUUGCCUCAUCUCCAGAUAAUGAGAAGGAGAUGGCUGAACCAAAGGACACCUAAAAUACUAUAUUAGCAGUCUUUGAAAUAAGUCUGCCUAUAGGCUGUGACAUGUAAUAUAAUUCCCAGAGUCCCAGUACAUUUACUGCAACUCUUAUGAUGCAUUAAGGCCAGUUUAGAAUUCUUAAUGCAAAUGUGGAAUCCUUCACUGUACAGAACAGUCUGGGGUCCUUUCACUGCCCAGCCAUUAUCACAUUCUCUGAAUUCCUUUUCUCUCUCAGAACAGCAAGCUCUGUUUCCACCAUCUAAUUGACUGCAGGGUUCAGUUUGUCAAAUAUAUCUGGAAUUUUAAGUUAAAAAAAUAUUUACUUUUAACCAAAUGGUGAAAUAUGGUUAAAUAUAUUUGUGGGGCAUCUAAAAAGAAGUUGGAGGCUGUGUCCCAAAUAAUUAUUACUUAGAAUUUUUGCUAGACCUUGUUUGGUACAUUUCUUAGUGGUAGCAUCACUACAUUUAACUUAAAAAUUUGUCAUUAGUAAUGGCUUCAAAGGAGGAAGGUCCUUGACAUUAUUCCUUUAGCAUCUUAUUAAAGGUAGAGGAAUGUAAAUUAUUGAAUCUAGCUAUUCUAAUUGUAUGUGGAGACAAAGAUAGCUGGGAACCAGUUGAAUGGGCCAAGCAGUAAACCUGACAUUUCUUCCUUGACUAAGUCAGUUUACUCUUUUCAGUGUGCAUGGGAUUCACAUUAAGGAUGUACAGAAACAGAUAUGGACUUCUACUAUGAAAUUGCUCUGAAUUUUGGCAUAUUUGCCCUGCUCCAUUCACAAUUCUGUAUUGGCACCUUUCAGCAUUUUGGCUGAAUUCAGACUGAGAAACUGGAUUGAAUGCUAUUAUGCUUCCUGCAGCACUCCAUACAACUGGAAUAAUUCAGCACACCAAAUAAGAUGGAUUUGCUGCAUCCAAGCAAACAGAUGUGAUUUUGGCUUGAUGCCUCCAUCUUUCACAGAUGCUUGUCUUUUUAAAAUUUUUCCUUGCCAACAAUAGCUAUCAAAGGGACAAUCUACCCAAGCUGCUAAAAAAGGAUUUUGCCCACUGAACACCUUCCACUGAGCAGCUGUGCCUAAGCAGAAGCAUUUUGAAAACACACUCUACAUGCACCCCCUUCAGGCGUAACUCCCCCACUGCAUACUGUAGCAGCAGGAGAUGUUCAUGCUUUUUUUUUUAAUCAUUUUGUAAAAAGCAGAUGGUAGGCUGCCUUCACUACAAACUGCUUAGCUGAAAAGGUUUGUUAGUCCCCAUCCACAGUGGCAGGUUCAGAGGGACUUGUAAUUUAAUACUCUGGCUCCCUCUAGUGGCAAACGUAGAGAUGCAUAAUUCCCUUCAAUCUCUCUAGCCUUUUAUUAUGAUAGUGCUCCUAAUGAAUGUAUGGAAAAGUAGGGAAGAGAAGACAACUAGCUUGAACCAAAGGUGGAAACUCUUCAAAGUAGGUCAAAGUUCUUGCCAUCUAAAGAUACUUUAAAUAAAAGGUUUGUUUUUCCUUUUAUGGCCAAUUACAUCCUCAAAAUGGCAUGUGCCUGCAAAAUCACUUAAAACAGUUUCAUGACACUCUUGACAGCCCUUGUUUUCUACAGGAUCUCAGGGAAGGAACAGGAGGGGUGACACCAGUUCAAAUCUAAAUAAGUUGUAAAUUACCUAUAUCCCCCAACCUACUGUUACUGUUGCCUGUGGAAGAACUAUUGAUAUAAUGUACGUGAGCAAUUAUGUGGAGGAAGCAUGUUUUGUGUGAUGAUAAACACAAUCCCUUUCUGUCUUAAAGGAAGUAUUAAAAAAUGGGAGAUAGGUGAAAAAGUAACUUAACUCCAAGCUUAUUAAGUGGAAGCAAAAUUUCUUAUGGAAAUUUUUAUUUUACAAAUGUCAUAUUAAAAAUCAGUCAGUACUAGAA